Messenger RNA from Clarias gariepinus (North African catfish), 3482 nucleotides. It is a transcript of the gene cnih2, whose product is annotated as cornichon family AMPA receptor auxiliary protein 2. The transcript has 6 exons. Lineage: Eukaryota; Metazoa; Chordata; Actinopteri; Siluriformes; Clariidae. The record is from RefSeq and is a predicted model, not a curated record. Gene Ontology annotation, cellular component: dendrite; synapse. Gene Ontology annotation, biological process: regulation of AMPA receptor activity; vesicle-mediated transport. The coding region runs from base 309 to 791 and encodes 160 amino acids.
CAGUCUAUCGCGCUCAUGUGCUGGAAAAAAUCAGAGACACUCAAAGGAGGAACCAAGGAGGAGAGCUUCACACACACACACAUACACACACACACACACACACACACACACUCUCUCUCAGGUAGACAGACAGAUGAGUGAAGAAGCCACAGACAGACAGACAGACAGAGGGCAGACAGCUGGAGGAGCAGAGUGAGAGUUAGUAAAGAAUAGACAGACAGACGGAGAGAGUUAGAGAGAGAGGGAGACAGGUGUUCUGUCUCUCUCUCUCUGCUGGAGCGAUUGUCACACUGGCCUCUGGAACCGCCAUGGCCUUCACCUUCGCCGCCUUCUGCUACAUGCUCACACUCGUCCUGUGUGCUGCACUCAUCUUCUUUGUCAUCUGGCAGAUCAUUGCAUUCGAUGAACUGCGAACUGACUUCAAAAACCCCAUCGACCAGAGCAACCCGACCAGAGCGAGAGAGAGAAUUCUGAACAUCGAGAGAAUCUGUAACUUGCUCAGGAGGUUGGUGGUUCCUGAAUAUUCUAUCCAUGGUUUGUUCUGUCUGAUGUUCCUGUGUGCUGGUGAGUGGGUCACACUCGGCCUCAACAUCCCUCUGCUCUUCUACCACAUGUGGAGGUUUUUCCACCGGCCGGCUGACGGCUCAGAGGUGAUGUACGACCCCGUCAGUGUGAUGAACGCAGAUAUUCUUAAUUACUGCCAAAAGGAGUCCUGGUGCAAACUGGGCUUCUACCUGCUCUCCUUCUUCUACUACCUGUACAGCAUGGUGUACGCUCUGGUCAGCUUCUGAUUGAUGGAGAGCAGACAAAAGGAGGGAAAAAAGACAGAAAGAAUGUGUGAUGUUCCGUCCUCCUCCUCGUCCUCAUCCAACAACAGAAAUGCCUGGAGACUCGCCGAGAUGCUGGAGGAGAGCGAGAGAGCGAGAGAGCGAGGAGAGACAGAGAGACGCGCGAGCAGCAGUGAUGUUUCAUAAUCGAGUUUUAUUUCUUUAAGGGCUGCUGAACAUUCCUGCUGCUCGGAGCGAGCCGGCGCAUCACCUCCACCGCGAUGAGACGUGACCAUCAUCUCCUGAUCAACAGACUCCAGAUUCAACGCCAUAUAAUAUCCAUUUUCAUUUGCUAAAAGACUUCAGUGUAAAUGAACUGCAUUUAGUUUAAAGUGUUAGAUUAGCGUGAGAGCUUUCACUGUUUUAGUCCAGUGGUAGAUUCUAUUUAUUUAUUAAUAUAUCAUUUUAUUCUGACUCUCAGUUGUUGUAUCUCAAUCCAGGGUAGAACCUACUCAUGUCCUUACACUGAGACAAACUGCACAAACUUUAUAUUUAUACGACUGGACGGCGACGGCGAUGUUUACACUGAGCAACCAAUGAAACGAGACAAUUAUCCAGGCCGGGAAAACUGUUCGGACCGUCUGUGGGACUUUUAAGGAGAGACUGGAAUCAUUCUGAGGAUCGGUGUAAAUAAGCGCGCACACACACACACACACACACACACUCUUGUCAGCCUUAUAGAGAAAAGCCAACGCCUCCGUAUCACUGUGGAGACGCAGCAGGUCCUCUGAGACCUUGUGGACAUUUCUUCCUGGACUGAGACGGAACCAGACAAACAGAAGCAGACUGAGUUGGGUUUAAACAGAGCGGUGGUGAGAAGGUAUAAGAGUGAGAUGACACGGGAGGAUGCAGUGUGAAGAUGAGACGGAGUGAAAUGUUCAUUAUGGGGUUUUUUAUUUCUGAACCGAGCUGGACGGAGAGACACGGGAGAGACCGUUUUUUCUUUAUGGAAAUUUUUUGGGAGAAACUAAGAUGGAGAGAAUGUUCUGGGACAGAAAAAAUUAAACACUUGGAGUGAAACUAAGACAUAGAGGGAGACAAAAUGUGAGACAGAGUAAGGCUGAAGUAGAUGAACCGAGACAAUGUGAGACAGGCUGAUCUAGACUGUGGUGACAGAAAGUGAGACAGGUGGAGACAAUGAUAAAGACUAACAAAAUAGUUAGAGGGCUGAAACAGACUGUGCUGACUGAGGGACAGAGUGAGACAGUAGGACAGGCUGAGAGAGUGAGACAGGUGCUGCAGAAGGUCCUUGAGUUGAAUAAGGGGCGUCCCCCCGCCCUGGAAUCUUGUCCGCUCUUAGGUUCGGAGCUGAACACACCAACACAGAGUAAUAAACGAGCUACACACAGGCUCGCUAACGAGCCUCUGGGCUAAUUAUACUCAAACUGAUAACUCUUUUUAAACUGCCUGGCUAGCAGGACUAGCUAAUCAUCUGAUCCCUUAUAAAUACAGCGUCCUCUUCACUGGGGACGUGUCUCUGCCUCAAGCCUCACUGUCUGAUGAAAACAUGCUCACAUUGACAGCAGAUGUGAGUACUGAAGUUAACAUGGACGGUGACGUUUGGGACGCAGCCCAGUCAGGUCAGGUGAAGAUGUGGAAAUGAUGUCAGAGCCGCUGAUGACAUCAUCCCUGGUGACGAUGAUGAUGUCAUUGUGUUACGUUGCUAAUCCUACAUUUGCCUAGUUGUGUGAACGGGACUGUGUGGAAAUAACACGGGAUGUUACUGUGCUAAAAGUGGCAUCACCACACACACACACACACACACACACACACACGUGCACUUCCUCUCUCUCUCUCUCUUUCACACUAUCCAAAAAGACAGACAGUUUCCAGAGGGUGUGUGUGUGUGUGUGUGUGUGUGUGGGAGAGAGAGAGACUUGAGUUGGACAUUUUGUAGUCUUUAUGUCCCUUGACAAUCGAACACAAGCUGAGGGAAAAAAGAUGGAAAGCCUUUCUGAUCUCUAUGACAUCAUCAGUGACCGUCUCAAAGCGCUGUUCAUGACAAAUGGGAAUUACAGUAAAGACGCGUCAAAAACAAUGUCCGAGGCAAACUCACACCUUCUUCCCAUCAUCCUCAGCUGAUGACAUCAUCAUCAUCAUCAUUAGUGUAGUGCACUUUAGCUUUUUAGUGAUUAUUAUUAUUAUUAUUAUUCAACUAUUAUUUCAUGAAAUUAUUAUAUUGAAUAUAUAUAAUCCGUAUAAACCAUCACCGUGGUCAGUGUGUCAGUGCGUUGCCAUGGAAACAGCUGGAGGAGACCAAGCUCAGACUCCCGUGUUUGCUGUAAUUCCACACGAGGUGAACGUGCUGUAAUGUGAACAUGGUGUAUUUAGGAAUAAUAAUUGUCUUUUAUACUCACUCUGUAUCGCUCAUCAGUGUGAAACUCAAAGCAAUUCUUCAUAUUCAAUAAAAUUUAUUCUUUCCUCAAACCUCACUGCUGAACCUCACUGUCAGUCGCCAUCAGCAGACAAGGAAACUAAACAAGGAACGUGUGUGUGUGUGUGUGUGUGUGGUUUUUACACCUGCUCAGUAGUUUUAUAUGUAUUUAGUUCCUCUGGAAUUGGUUUAUCUAAAUGAAUAUAAACCUACUGGUGAUUGAUGUAUAGGUCCUGGUUUGUAUCUUAAACAUCAUAUAGAGUCUCAAAGUCUCAUCUGUC